CUCUCAUAUUCCUUUAUACACAAUGGUCAAACGCAAUCAUAAUGCUCUGAAUGUGUGAAUAUUAUCAGCAAUGAAGAAUGCUAUUAGGUAAUAACAUAGGCACAGCGGCAACAGGCAGAUAUAUCUGGACCUUGCCAUACUGGCCAUAAACGGCUCAUUCUUGUCGAUUUUAGGGCGACGAAGUAACUAGAUGUAUGAACCCUGUCGAACCGGUUUCCCAGUAACAAAAACAAAACUGAAGCAAUCCUGGGAACAAGCACGACCACAGUAAAACAAGUUCCCAGUGGCGCUGACUACCUGACAACACUUGAAUACCCAAAGAUAAGGCAGGCACCAGUCACCCACACAACACACAAGGUAACAUCCACAGCACAGCAAAGGCCAGGUGCCCUCCAUGUCCAUAGAGAACACAGGAGCCUCUAAGGCUCUCUGGGGCCCACCAGACCCCAGCACCUCUUGGCCAAGCCAGCUCAGAUGCUGAGUGCGGGGUCCAGAGGUGCAAGCCAGAAAAUGCAAGAAAAUCUACAAACCAGGAAUCCUGGCAUUUGGAAAGAAAAAAUAGUUGUAAUGGCAUGGCAUUUUCUCCUGAUCGUUAGUCAUUACCCUGUGACCCCAUAACGACAUGCACCGUGUGUCUCAAACAUCCGAACAGUUGAAUGAAGGUGCCUUACGGCAAAAUGUAACCAAAUGGGCAGCAAAAGCAAAAUAUUCUUUGACGACCUCUAGACGGAGCAGAAGUCAGGUGUCCGCGCAACAUCAAGGUUGAACCAGGAAUCUACACACUACUUAAUUCCCAUUGUUGAUGAUAGGAAGCCUGUACUUAAGAUUGUUGAGGUCCCCUUAGGCUCUAUUCCAACUGCUGACCUUUCCCAGGCUGCGCUCCAUGACAAUUGCCUAACUCCCAGUUACCUGUUUAAUAGCUAGGUGAACUAAGGCAUUAAUUAAACGGAAAUGUGCAGGACUUUCUGUCCUGCCCAGGGAUUGAACCUGGGUCCUUUGUUGUGAACUGAGGAUGUGGACCACUGUGCUCAUACACUCUUAUGCAAGGUUAGGUUUAGUUAGAUAAGAGAGGCAUUGUUAGCCAUCAGUUCAUCAACAGUGCCUGAAGGACCAUUGUUUUUCAGUAUGCCCGACACAGAAAAAAUAAAGUGCAUUUGCACCUGACAGGGAAUUUACCAUCUACAUUGUCAUUCAGUAAUUCCAGCAUGUCUUUGAAGAAUGUGACUUCCACAUCCACUCCAUUGAUAAUGUCGUAGCAUUCCAUAAUUGCCCCAACACGUAUGUCGUCCUCCCAGAGACAGCUCACAUCAGUUAUGUAGAGAUUACCAGACCUCUGCAGAUCUCCAGGUACAUUAUUAAUUUUCUAUGGUACAGCCCUAUAUACCCAAGGCUCAUCUUCAGAUCAUUUUCAGUCAUACAUUCAUUGCCCCACCUGAGCACCUAACUACUUGGACUGGAUAGUAGAGCAAUGAUUUUGCUUCUUGCAGGUCUGUGCUCAAUCCUCAACCAUCCAAGUGGUUGUGCACCAUUUCUUUCCUUCAUCCUACCCGAAAUUCUUAUCCUCAUAUCCCUUCCAAAUGAUAUAUAAUCAUAAUGGCUUGGUGCUUUCUCCUGAUGAUUACAAUACAUUGCCUCACCUGAUCAUUUGGGCUAUGCUGCACCUCCUGACUAAAUGAGUGAUAUGGUUAGGACACAGGUGUCACAGGAAUGGGCUUGUACUUCCCUUCAAUGUAAGUAGAGGUCCCUACUAGAGGUUGAAGAUGUCCAUGUUGACAUCAUUGAUCCUUUUCCUCAAUCCAAAGAACAUGCCUAUCACUAAGUUUUCAUGGUUCUUUCGCUAUAAAGCAAGUAUUUUUAUAUUAAAUUAGCUCUCCAUUCCAUAAGGACAGGUUAAGAAAUUUCAAUCUCAAAACCCUAAUGGAGAAGAAACAGAGGGAAAAUUACUACUACAUAAAAGAUACUGAUGGGAAUAGCUGGGAGUAGACAAUGACAGCCUUUUUAAAUUGAAAGGAAACAGAAUAAUACCAACAGCCCCAAAGCUGAAGAAAUUGCUGACCUGGAGAAUGUGCAAAGAUAUACUGUAAUACCAUUUGAACCCACCCAAUAAAACAUCUGAAUUAUUAGGACCACUUAAAAUGUUUACAUUUUUAUUCUUUAAAGCACAGGGGAGAGAGAGAGAGAGAUAAUUUAUACAGAAAAUACUAGAGGAACUAGUUCUAAACCUGUACAUGGAAAUAAUUCCACUUGAGACUAGGAAACAUGGCAGGAAGUGCAAAAAUAGUCCUUUUGAAAUUCAGAGGUCCAAAGAAACAUUGAGAGAGAAUUCUAUCAACAUUAAGGGACCAAGACUUUUCAACACACACCCUCUAAACAUAAGUGGCACAACUAGCCAACAUCUCUGAGUUCAAUAAAGAACCUGAUAAAAAAAAACUCCAAAGGAUACCUGGUCAACCAGGUUGUGAUUCAUACAUCUGUCUGCAAGCAGCUGCAUCUAACAGCCUGGUUGACCAGACCACCAUCCAAGAGGCCUGGUCAGAGACUGGGCCACAGAGACAAUGAUCCCCUGAAUCACAACUAGGGAACCACAAGGUCACAUAAAAAAUGUACAAAAAGUCUCAUACUCUCGGUGGGUAAAAUACUGGAAUGCACUGAAAGUCAUGGAAACCUUCAUUCCCAGCUUUCAAAUCAGAUAUGACAAAGAACAGACAUCAAGAACAAUCUAAAUGCAAUAGGCAUAACCAAUCUAGUUGGCAGAUGAUAAAGAGCUAGACUUCACUCUUUUGCAAUCAUUAUUAGACAGGAGUUAAUGACCUUGGGAUGGCCUUGAUCUUUGGUUUGGUGGUGAUCCUCGCCACCAACAUAGUUACAUACUCCCAAAAAAACCAUGACUCACUUCAUAUACAACCUUUUGUGUCAUUAAAGUCUUCAACAACUUCAUUUAAAAAUGGUGCAAGAGUCAACUCAUCAGAAAUGACUGUGACAGAUUCCUCUCUUUCAACUGGUUCCCAAACUGUCUCUGCUGCCAUCAGUUCACCACUGCCUGUAUUGUCAACCACAUCUCUGCAGUCAACAUACCCUACAGCUACAUCCACCACUUCAUCUCAACCUUUGUCUACUCCGAGUGUAACCAACUCGUCUACAACAGUCCCCUCAUCACAGCCAACAACAGAGUCCACAUCAAGUACAACGGUUACUGCUUCAACAAUGGAGCCAUCCACAAUGUCAUCCUCGACUGUAUCACCACCUCCAGUUUCUCCUUCCACUAUGAACAGUACUACAGUGCAACCUGCAACCACGACCACCUCUCUGCCUAGCCCUACGUCAGUGCCUCCCAAGCAACACCAUCCUGGGAUUUCUGUUGCUAUUACAUUGUUCAUCCUUUUGGCUGUGAUAUUAAUGACUGGUGUGGGUGUUUGGUGGAUCCGACGACGGCGGCAGUUGGAACGAUUGCGACAUCAACUUAUGCCUAUGUACAAUUUUGACCCCACUGAUGAUGCGGACGAUUGGGAGAAUCAGCUGUUGGAAGAGGAACGUUCACUCAGGCCAGAGGCUGAGAAGGUCCAGUUGUACUCUGGCAAUUCUACAUUUGACUCCAGCCAGAAGCCUUCUAAUAAUUCUGUUCAGAAAGAAUGACAUUGCUAAGAAAAUGGAUAAUUUUUGUAAGCAAGCAAAACCGUGAGCCAAGGUACAAGAGUUCCAGCUGCUCAAGAUUUAGACGUAUGUGACAAGUAUGUAUAUGGUAAUAAAGCUCAGAACUCCCUAGGUGAUUUGAAUUUCUAAUUUCAUGGAAAAAGCUUCUCCUUUUCAUACAUUCCUUCACUAAAGCUCUUGAUAAACUCUGUAAUGUAAAUAAUCCUGGGAAAGAGAGCUUAUACAGUUAACCACCUAGCAAUCUUGAUUCUUAGUAAUUAAACCUUUUUUUUUUCAUCUUAGUGAAUUAAUUUAAAAUGUUGCCUUGUACAUUUUUUCCUACCUUAACCUGCUGCCUUAGAAACCAUGGCAGGUGUCUGAGCUUAUAUGUUCAGUAUAAUUUUCAUGUUUUCUCCACAUUUGAGUGCAUCAUUCAUAUGCUACCUCUUUUAUUUCUUCUUUACCCUAAGAAAGGUUUAUAUUAUUAUGGCGCUGAAAACAGCCAAAAUUAUUUUAAGACUCCAUAGUCUUUGCUUUAAAGAUAUUAGCACCUAAUUUCACUCAUCACAGAAUGUAUAAUGAUUGGCAGUGGGAAAACAUUAUUGCAAGAAGAGAUUACAUGCCUAUUUUUGUAAGACAAAGCCUCUUGCCAGCACUCAGUAUGAUGAAUUUUAAAGUUAUAUUUAUAAUUUGAUAUAUUUGUGUUUUAUGAUUGACAAUGUCUUCAGUGGAAGAAAUAACAGGUACUUAGCUGAAAUUAAGCGAGAUGUAACCAUAAUGUAUAAAACUUGUUGGUAGACAGUUUAUGUAACUGAUAUUAUAUAAUUGUCCCAGCCCUCAUUGUCUAGGUUCACAAGUUCUUAACUGGAAAUCCAUGUUUGUAUUGUUACCAAAAAUAUGGUCACAUUGUGAUAAUAAAUGUAAAUAAUACAUCUCCACAUACAUUACUCUGCAUCUAGAGUGGAUGCCUUUUCAGUGUAGUCAUUUUCAUAUUUCUCAUCAGGAACUGUGUAAAUGUCUUGCAUAUCUCAAUCAUUUAAAUAUAUGUACUGCCUGUUACAUAAGUGCAUAUACAGAUACUCACAUAUUUUCCUGUAUACUAUUUAUAUAUAUAUAUAUACAUAAAUGCAUGUGUGCAUCUCCAUGCAUGUAGCAUGCACUACAAACUUGUCCCCCACACACACACAAUUGGUUUUUAGAAGCACUCAAAGUCUCAAAUGAGGCAAUUUUUUUUUUCUUACACAAAAACAGCUCAUUUGUAGAUAUAUUUGAUUAAUCUUGAUUUUUACUUUGCAAGCUAUGUGAUAAUGAAUGUAUUAUAUAAAUGAAAUACUGGUAGUCUAGUCAUUUUGGUCGAUUGAUGUUUCUAAUGAGUACAACUGUACAAGAUUUUCUGAGCAGUUCUGUACAGCUAUCCAAGAUAGCUAAUUAUACACAAAACAAAAUUCUAUCUGUGAUUACUUGUUAGUGAUAUUUUAGAUAAUUUUUGUAUAAUUCUCUUUAAUGGCUCUAGAUUCUUUUUUCCACUGUAUGGUUUCUCUUAAUUUUUUUUUUUUUU
Molecule: messenger RNA, 5188 nt
Organism: Procambarus clarkii (red swamp crayfish)
Lineage: Eukaryota; Metazoa; Arthropoda; Malacostraca; Decapoda; Cambaridae
Source: RefSeq, a predicted model, not a curated record